Danio rerio (zebrafish) is the source of this 1721-nucleotide messenger RNA. NCBI's taxonomy places the organism in Eukaryota, Metazoa, Chordata, Actinopteri, Cypriniformes, Danionidae. The record is from RefSeq and is a predicted model, not a curated record.
AUGUACUGUAAGACUUGGUUACUGGUUAGUCUCUUCAUCCUGCUUAAUAUCCUAUUGCUGUUUUUCACCGCAAGAACCCUCGAAAGACAGAAAUGGCUGAAGCUCAAUGUUGUUAUCCCUCAAAACUACAAAUUUAUCCUCGACUUGCCAGAGAAGUGCCAGCAACAGGAGCCCUUUGUGGUGAUUAUUGUGCCGGUGGCCCCGGAGAACAUCGAGGCACGCAAUGCCAUCAGGACAACGUGGGGGAAUGAGGGGCUCGUCCGGGAUAAAAUCGUGCUGGUUUUGUUUCUUCUAGGCUCACGAAGUGGGAAUGAAACAUUGCAGGAGCAACUCCAGAAUGAAAGCCAGCAACAUGGAGAUCUUCUGCAGAGCAGCUUUCAGGACACCUACAGGAACCUGACAGUUAAAACGUUGGUGAUGAUGGAGUGGCUCAGCAGAAAGUGUCCACAGGCUUCAUACGCCGCAAAAGUGGACGCCGAUGUGCUCCUCAACGUGAAAAACCUAUUGUAUAUGCUUGUGAGUCUUAACACACUAGAGCGUAACUACAUUACUGGCUUAGUAUUGUCUGUAAACAAUGUGAUGAGAGAUCCUACCAGCAAAUUUUACAUCCCUCAUGACGUGUAUCCCAGAUCCAGAUAUCCUCCGUAUCCUCAGGGCAUGUGUUACAUCUUUUCCAUGGACUUGCCGGAGAAGAUCCUACACAUCUCGAGGUUUGUGAGGCCUAUUUUUAUUGAGGACGCGUAUAUUGGCAUGUGCUUGAGGCGUUUGGGAAUUAGGCCUGAGAAACUGAAUUUUGGGCAGUUUUUAAUCAGACCACCUGAACAUUUGGAUCGCUUUUAUUAUUCUGGACUAAUAGCAAUACUUACGCAGAGUCCAUCUCAGCUGAUUUCAUAUUGGAUGGAUGUUCAAUCAUCCAACAAACUCUGUUGAACUCAAAAAUACAUUUUUUAUUUAUUUUCCUUUGGCUUAGUCUCUAUUUCAGAGGCUUGCACAGUUGAAUGAACGGCCAAGUAUUUUAGCAUAUGUUUUACGCAGCGGAUGCCCUUUCAGCUGCAACCUAGUACUGGGAAACACCUAUACUCUGAAGCACCCACACAUACAUGGGACAAACAUGCAAACUCCAUCAUGAAAUGCCAACUGGUCCAGCCGGGACUCGAACCAGUGACCACCACUGAGCCACCAUAUCACCCCUUCAAAAAAUACCCCAAUAAAAUUGCAAUUGGAGCAAAUGUUGUAUAUUUAAGAAGACAAUACUAUUGUUUUUCUCUCUAAUUUUAGGUUUAAAUGUUAAGUUUAAUGUAUAACAUGCUGUUUCUUUUUUAAUGUACUCUGAAUUUCUGUUUAUACACCAUUUCUUCAGUAUAGUAAAAGGAACUGUGGAUUUAUUUUAAAUAAAAACGACAUAUUUGUAUUACCCGAUAGCUUAAAAUAAAUGUUAAUUAUGAUAAAUUUGCAUCCUGAUUGAAACACUGCUUCUAUAAACUGGAAGUGUAAAAUACUGCUUUCUUUACAUUAUAACCCUCUAUUAAAAUGAUAGUUUAAUGUAUGACAAUGUAUGUCUAAAAAUGAAAAUGUCUUCAUCCUUUACUCACACUCAAGUGCUUCUAAAGUUUUUAAGUUUCUGUUUUCUUGUUGAACACAAAGCAAGAUGCUCUGAAGAAAAUUGGAAAGCAGCUGGCUUUGAAAUCUAUAGUAGGAAAUAAAUUCUAUAUAUAAUGGAA